Messenger RNA from Cornus florida, 2806 nucleotides. Its product is annotated as auxin efflux carrier component 3-like. Lineage: Eukaryota; Viridiplantae; Streptophyta; Magnoliopsida; Cornales; Cornaceae. Gene Ontology annotation, molecular function: auxin efflux transmembrane transporter activity. The transcript is spliced from 6 exons. The coding region runs from base 446 to 2281 and encodes 611 amino acids. The record is from RefSeq and is a predicted model, not a curated record. Gene Ontology annotation, cellular component: plasma membrane; endoplasmic reticulum. Gene Ontology annotation, biological process: auxin export across the plasma membrane; auxin polar transport.
ACUGAAAACACACACUGCUCUCUCUCUCUCUCUCUCUCUCUAUAUAUAUAUACUCCCAUAGCUAUUAGCUAGUUACACUCCUUGUAAUUCCUCCCUCCCUCCCAACUCACAGUCACAUACUCUCUGUACUUAUAUCAGUAGAAAAUGUGCUUCUGCUGAAGCAGAGUUGUUGCAGAGGACAUAUAUCCUCUCAGAUAAUUUCAUAAAUGUUUUUUUGCUUCCAACUUUACCCUUCUCCCUAAUUAACUUACACCCACUGUAAUUUCACUCUCAAAUCUCUCUCUCUCACUAUAUGUAUCACUUGCAGCUGGAUCAGAACUGAGAGCAGAGUACAUAUAUCCCCUCAUUAGUUCAGUUAGUUAUAUAACGGCUUUUUCUUCCCAUUUUACCCUUCCAUUUCUCUCAAAUUUUCAAUUGAGUGCCAUUGAUCCACCUUCAACCAACCAUGAUCUCUUUGAACGAUCUGUACUCCGUCCUGACAGCGGUGGUUCCGCUCUACGUGGCCAUGAUUUUGGCCUACGGCUCGGUCCGGUGGUGGAAGAUCUUCACCCCUGACCAGUGCUCCGGCAUCAACCGCUUUGUGGCCAUCUUCGCCGUCCCUCUCCUCUCAUUCCACUUCAUCUCCACCAAUGACCCAUAUUCCAUGAACCUCCGCUUCAUUGCCGCCGACACCCUCCAAAAGAUCAUCAUGCUGGUGGUGCUGGGACUGUGGGCCAGCUUCACCAAAAAUGGAAGCAUCGAGUGGAUGAUCACUAUAUUCUCCCUCAGUACACUCCCCAACACUCUUGUCAUGGGCAUCCCUCUCUUGAUCGCCAUGUACGGUGAAUUCUCCGGCAGCCUCAUGGUUCAGGUGGUGGUUUUGCAGUGCAUCAUCUGGUACACUCUCCUCCUCUUCCUCUUCGAGUACCGCGGCGCCAAGAUCCUGAUUAUGGAGCAGUUCCCGGAGACCGCCGCCUCCAUCGUGUCGUUCAAGGUGGAGUCCGACGUCGUCUCCCUCGACGGCCAGGACUUCCUAGAGACUGAUGCCGAGAUCGGGGACGAUGGGAAGCUCCACGUCACGGUGAGGAAGUCCAAUGCGUCGAGGAGGUCACUUGGGCUCCCGUCGAUGACCCCUCGGCCGUCAAACCUCACCGGAGCUGAGAUUUACAGCCUGAGCUCCACCCCUAGGGGUUCCAAUUUCAACCAUUCCGACUUUUAUUCCAUGAUGGGGUUUCAGGGUAGGUUGUCGAAUUUCGGUGCCGGAGAUCUCUACAAUUCGUCUAGAGGAGUGACACCAAGGCCCUCCAAUUUUGAGGAGAAUUCCGUCCCCGGAGCUCCGAACAUGAGCUCGCCGAGAUUCGGGUACUUUCCCUCCCAGACUGUGCCGGCGUUUUAUCCUGCACCAAAUCCUGAAAUCUCAUCUACCAUUACUAAAAGCUCCAAAACGAAACAUCAACAGCAGCAACAACAGCAACACAACUCGCAAAAUAAAGCAAACCAUGAUGCGAAGGAGCUUCACAUGUUUGUGUGGAGCUCGAGUACGUCUCCGGUCUCUGAAGGCGGCGGCCUCCACGUGUUCAGCAGCGCCGAUGAACAGAAUGUUAGUGCCAAGGAAAUCAGAAUGAUAGUGCCUGAUGAUCACACUCAAAAUGGGGAAAAUAAAGGAACUGAGGGCUAUGGUGGGGAGAACUUCAACUUCGGUGUGGAUGGGAGAGAGGGAGAUGAGGAUAGAGAAAAGGGGGGACCCACUAACCCUAAACUGGCCGGAGCUCAGGACACCGGUGCCGGGAAACACAUGCCUCCGGCGAGCGUUUUGACACGUCUGAUCUUGAUCAUGGUGUGGCGCAAGCUGAUCAGAAACCCCAACACAUACUCGAGCCUCGUUGGUCUUGUUUGGUCUCUAGUUGCAUUCCGGUGGAACGUGGCUAUGCCAAAAAUAAUAAAGCAGUCUAUUUCCAUACUAUCCGAUGCUGGUCUUGGAAUGGCUAUGUUCAGCUUAGGUUUGUUUAUGGCACUUCAACCGAAGAUAAUCGCUUGCGGGAACUCGGUGGCUACGUUUGCCAUGGCGGUGAGGUUCCUCACCGGACCGGCGGUGAUGGCAGUGGCUUCCUUUGCUCUAGGCCUGCGGGGUGUCCUCCUCCACGUCGCAAUUGUGCAGGCUGCACUUCCACAAGGGAUUGUUCCAUUUGUGUUCGCCAAAGAAUAUAAUGUUCACCCUGCAAUUCUUAGUACUGCGGUUAUCUUUGGAAUGCUGAUAGCUCUGCCAAUCACUCUGGUGUACUACAUUCUUCUCGGAUUGUGAAGCUUAAUAAUGAGCCAAUCAAAUCACACGGGAAAUGAAAAAAAAAAAAAAUUUGGAGAAGAAGAAGAUAAAAUGUCUAUAUAUAUAUAUAUAUAUAUAUAUAUAUAUUGAUGAUUGCAUGGAGAUAUAUAUAUUACUAACCAGAUAUGAAGAAUUUGCGAAGGCUCCAAAGCAUUUGGAAAGGAGGGAUAUUAAAUCCCUAAUACAAGGAUCUUGUCCCUAUUAGAGUAAACAAUUCUCUAUUUGAAGAGUGUUUGGAGCCAAAAAGGAGAGGGAAACGAGGAGAGAAUAUUGGUAGUGGAUUUGUAUUUUUCUUCAUUGCUGUAAUUGGUGUAAAGUUUCAUAUAAAAAAGAGCUCAUCUUUAUUGAUUUAGAUUCAGCAGGAUUGAAAGAUUUAUACAAGUAGAUGAGAAAGUGAAUGGGUUUCUCUUUCUUUUAUUAGGGUUUCUAUUUUUACAGUUUUAAGACUAGUUUGUUUGGAUGUAAAAUAUCUUUUUAAGAAUAUAUUUUUGAUAUUUUGUUGUC